GAAUGCAGCAGUGUUGUUUGUAAAAUUGCUUGAACUCGAGGACGAGCCAGCCAUUGCCACACACUUUUUCAAGAGCUUCCACUGUUGUGUCACUGAAAGUUUUUAAUAGUUUCUUUUUGUUUUACUAUUCGAAUAUUACAGAGAAAAGUUAUGGAAAAUAGCUCUUUGUCAGGCAGCUCUUCGGGAAACCAGUUGCAAGUCUUGCAAGACAUAGUCGAGUUUCUUGAAGGUAUUGAACAAUCAGUCGAGUUGCUGAAGAGCAAAAUAAAUUCUCUAUCGGCUAAAUAUCCCAUCACGGCUCAAGAGAAAAGACUUAACCAAUUAAUAGAGAAAAUACAAAGAGACGUCCAAGAAAGGGUGGCGAUGGAAAAACUGCUUCGCGAGACGACAAUGUCUGUGGAAGAGAGUACGACUCCAUCAUCAUCUGUAGGAACCGAGGAAUCAUUCCCAAUCCCAAGUCCUCCACAAGAAGUAGAUUAUCCAGUGAUUUUGUACAACAGUUAUUGCCUUCGUAGACGAACUGUUGACCAGGUUGGUAAACUUGGUCAAACUUUGCCAAGGAAAAAGAAAGUUAAGGUUAUGGGGAUAAACGUGGAGACGUUGACUAACGACAAGUAUGACCGGGAAAAACGAGCGGGAGAAUGGACGAAAGAGUUGGUCACAGUUUUACAGAAUGGACAAGAUUAUAAGACGGAGAAGUUAGAUUCUGAAAACGUGGCACCUAAUGCACAAGCUAUCGUCUUAGAUAUCGGAAAAACAAAUUUCAAAAAGGGGAGCAUUCCUAUUUUCUUUUUUGAAAGUCAGAUGGGAGAUUUGAUCGUCUCUCCAGAAAAGAUUUUCUUAUCUCCAAAGGAGUAUGCCCAGCUCAGAGGAUACGAUCCAAACGAACGACUAGAGAUAGCGAUGAAAGUAGCAGCUGCAAACUACGAGUACUGGAGCUCUGUGUACUAUAAAGGACUGAGGAAUAAAGAGAAGGAUCCAAUGCAACAGAGUUUAGUUAAAGAAUACUUACGACAUUACAUUAAAGACCCUCUGAACAGCAAAGGAUUGAUAUUUUAUUACCAGAUAAAUAAAAGCUGCUGCCAUCAACAGAUACAGUGUCAGUCGUACAUUGGGAAAUGCGAGGGAUCUCUGGUUGAGAAGUUGAGAGAGAUUCAUGAAGAAAGCGACCAAGAAAAACCGUCUCUUCUGAAACUUGCUCUCAAGAGUAAACUCUUGUACUCUGAGGAGAAUGAAGUUGGGGAUAUUGCAAAGAAAAAUGUCGUUCUCAUUUUGGAUUUUGGUUACACGGAGGAAUUCGUAGAGAAGUAUAAAGAUAGGCUAGACAAAGGUGACAGACUUUCCGUCUUACAAAAGAACUAUGUUGAAUACUUUGGGGCCAGAAGUCCAAUAGGAUUAAAUUGAAACAUCAACAUAAGUAACAUGUUGUCAUAGCAGCUAAAAAUAUCGAAACAUCUGCAAGGCAGAAACAUAAUUACCUUCAAAAGCCUUCGAAUUUUAUGAUUCAGAACUGAAUGAACCUUUUGGUUGAUAUCAAGUCAUGACUAACUCUCGACUAACUCAUUAUUGAAUUGGAAUUUAGCGUGCAAGCUUUUGCGGAGUGAGGAAAACCGCGGAGACCCCGGAGAUCGUGUCUAAAUAAAUAUAAUGAUGAUGAUGAUGAUGAUGAU
Messenger RNA from Actinia tenebrosa (Australian red waratah sea anemone), 1670 nucleotides. RefSeq lists its product as uncharacterized. The record is from RefSeq and is a predicted model, not a curated record. NCBI's taxonomy places the organism in Eukaryota, Metazoa, Cnidaria, Anthozoa, Actiniaria, Actiniidae.